CGGAAUGUAUCCCCUAUAACUUAUUACGUUGCUAAGUAACUUCGAAAUGUCAACAUAAAUAAACAGUUAGACGAUUGCGAAAAAUAGAUUGCAAUUUUUAGAUCUAGAGUUUGAAUUAUUAUGCAAAGAAUAAAAUGAUAUCCGUAUGUGAAAAAACCAAGAGUUUAAUGCCACCCGAAAGCAUGGAAAUAAUACGAAAACACACUUUUUCGAGCCCAAAAGAAUAUUCCAAUUUAUUAGACUGGAGUAAUGAAUCAUUCUGGGAAGAUUUACCGAAUCCCAAGCACAAUUCAUCGACGAACAAACCAAUUAAGUCAACUAAUAACAUACCUUCAAAAACAAUUAGUAUUGAAACAGUAUUUGGAGACUUAUUAAAAACGAAUCCAAAUCAAAAUAACCAGAAAAUAAUUGCGCAAGAACAAUUUUUUAACAAAAAAACUCAAUUUUUAUCUGAGAAAUAUUUCAACAUAUGGAAAACUGCAGUUGAACUAAAAAAGGACCAAAAAAGACAAGAAGAGGCAAAGUUAAAUCAAACUACAAAGCUUGAUACUUUCAUGAAGAAAUUGAAAAAACGAAGAAAAAGUGAGAAGGAAGGAAUAAAUAUCAAGGAAGAAAAAGCAAAGAUACGUGUAGUAGUUAAAGACGUAUCUAGUAGUGUUGUUAAACCUUGCUCGAGUUUUAAAAAUAGGUUUGAUGUACAAAAAUCGAUCAUAGAGUUACAAAAAUCGAAACUGGAGGAACAAAAUAGGAUAAUCCAGGAUUUAAAACUAGGAAUAAUCAACGACGAUCUUCUGAAAUCAAUAGAAAACACAAAAAUCAAUAUUAGGGAAAUAUUUGGAAGUUGUUCCGGGAAAAACAAAUACAAAAUUCCUCUAAUUUUAGGCGAAGAGCCUAAAUUUUCCAUUACCUCACAGGUAGCGCCAAAAAUAGUGCAAAAAAUGGAGCAGAGGGCUCUAGAAAGGGCGAAAAAUAGAGAAAUAAUUUUAGAAAGGAAAAAACUGAUCGAAGAGAAACGAGAGAGAAUGCUGCAGGAAGCAAUAGAAAGGAAGCGUGUCUUGGAGGAGGAGGAGAAGAAACGGAGUUUGGAAAUAAUUAAAGAAAGAAGACGAAAAGAAAUGGAGAUGGAAAAGAUCCGGUGCAUGAAUAAGCAAAAAUAUAUGGCGAAGUUGAAUACAGCUGUUGAAUUUUACAACAGAUUAUUAUUAAAACAGACUUUACUUCAGUUGUAUAGUUACAUGAAAGAUGGACGUGAUAAACGUUUUCUGGCUGUUGACUAUUAUGAAAAGAAAAUUUUGAAAGAAUCUAUAGUAUCUUGGCAACAAGUUGUGGAAAGUGCCUACAAAGUUAAAUACGAAAUUGCAGAUGCUCAUUUUGAAUACAAGUUAUUAAAGAGAAGCAUACAAUGUUGGCAAAAGAUUCAUGUAGAAAGCAUUAGAAAUAUGCAAGUGGCAGAAGAUUUGUAUGAUUUUCGACUAACAAGUAAUGUUUUUAUUCACUGGAAUCGAUACGUUUGCAUAGAAUUUAUGAUUCAACAUAAAAUGAUGAAGAAAGCCGAAAGCCACUAUAAAAGGUGGCUUCUCUUCCACUAUUUUCAUCUCUGGAGAUCGCUUAAAGCCGUCAACGAAUUGUUAAAGGCAAAGGAACUAAAAAAGGCUAGGUGGCGGCAAAAAGUUUGGGAAAUUUUACCUGACUACAAACCUCUCGAUCCUAUCGACAUUUAGCUCCAAAUAUGUCCGAUUAUAAUUAGUUAGGACAUACAUUUAUAUAGUUUUUAAUAUACGGUUGUCUUUUUUACAUUUAUAUAGUACUUUUACAAGAAUAAAACUUUCUGAACACA
Diabrotica virgifera virgifera (western corn rootworm) is the source of this 1837-nucleotide messenger RNA. RefSeq names its product caldesmon. Gene Ontology annotation, molecular function: phosphatase binding. NCBI's taxonomy places the organism in Eukaryota, Metazoa, Arthropoda, Insecta, Coleoptera, Chrysomelidae. The record is from RefSeq and is a predicted model, not a curated record. The transcript is spliced from 4 exons. The coding region runs from base 135 to 1721 and encodes 528 amino acids.